AUGAUGGGUGUGACUUCGCUCGCUAUAGACGCCCAUCCGCUCUCAAACCUUUCAGCAGCCAAACCCUCUGUUUACAUGAAAAUGCUCGUCCAAACUCCCCUCUUUCUCCUCUUUGCCACCCUGUUCAUGCCGCUGGGCUGCCUGGCUAUCCCCGCUGGUGGCUUCUCCGACAUCGCAGAGUCCUCCUCCAGCUCGAAAGGACGUCCAGACAUUCAACUGGAGGCAAGCCCGAUGGGCCACGACUCAACGAGGUACUAUACACGCAUCCUGAACAGCCAUCUGCGGGAUCUAGGCCCGCAGCAUGCUGCAACAGCUUGGCCCGCACCUCGAGGAGGAUCGUACGUCCAUGACAGCGUGCCUUGGGUCCACAGCGACUUGCUCUCGAACCGAGAGAACCGAAGGCUCAUGUAUCUUGGCAUGACUCCCGACAACAAACGGAAGGUUUAUGCCAAUGUGAUGCUGGAACGAGGACGUGGCGAAACUCCAAACGUCGCCAUCGUUUCUACUCCGAAGGUCUGGAAUUCCAUGGGCGCCAAAAUGCAGCUGCACACCUUCGCUGAAGUCCACUCUUACCAGCCUUCCGCGCUCCAGGAGGCCGUAAGCACUCAUUUCAACACAGGCAAGCUCAACAGCCUCGCCUCCAGAUUCCUGCCGAUGGAUGCGCAGGACAGGUUCGAGGCCCUCGUCGGUCACCGACCCGCCUUCUAG
Messenger RNA from Moesziomyces antarcticus, 708 nucleotides. RefSeq lists its product as uncharacterized. The record is from RefSeq and is a predicted model, not a curated record. The transcript has 2 exons. NCBI's taxonomy places the organism in Eukaryota, Fungi, Basidiomycota, Ustilaginomycetes, Ustilaginales, Ustilaginaceae. Bases 1 to 708 code for a protein of 235 amino acids.